AUGUCUGACUCUCGACCGACGAGGCGACGACCAGGCAGCCCCCAAACUCCGAAACCCAGGCCAGAAAGAGACCGUCAAAGGCGACGACGGCUCGUCCUUCCCUCCGCGACUCGACAUCUGUUUCCUCCUUCCCUGUCUAUCGCGUGCCUCCACUGUCUGUCGGUCGUCGAUCUGCUCUGCGACGUCGAAGCCGCACUCGCUGUCCCUCUGCAGCCAGUGCCGCCCUCGCCACCUCCUCCCUGUGCCUCUUCAGCCUCUCCCUUCACUCCGCCACCGCCCCCUCACUAG
Messenger RNA from Linum trigynum, 288 nucleotides. NCBI's taxonomy places the organism in Eukaryota, Viridiplantae, Streptophyta, Magnoliopsida, Malpighiales, Linaceae. The record is from the annotation of a GenBank genome assembly.